CUUCAAAGUUCCAGUGGACAAAAAGAAGAUUAUGCCUGGAAAGCCAACUCCAUCUGAGCCUGAAAAAGUGGAACUUAAGCCUUCCAAAGUUCUAAAACCAGUCAAAAAAGAAGGUGAAGAGCCUCCUGCUGAGAAAACCAACUGAAAAGGUUAAAAAGCUUGAACCUCCAGUGGAGAAAAGGCCUGAAAUUCCUGAAGUCCAGAAGAAAAAGUUACCAGAGGUCACACCAGCUGUGAAAAAAGAGGAAAUAAAGCCUGAACCAGCUAAAGUUGCAGCAGAAGCUAAGCCUUCACCGGUGUCUGUGUCCCCAAAAGAACCAUCACCUGUACAAGCUGUUCCAUCACCAAAAGGAGAUGAAGCUGCAGUUACAGCACCAGUUACAACUCCAGUUGUUGGAAAGAAAACAGAUACUAAAACACCAAAAGAGGAGGCUCCUAAGGGUAAACUUCCACUUAAAGGUGUCAAAAAGACACCUUCACCACUAGAUGCUGACAAGAAGAAACUACGCCCUGGUAGUGGCGGUGACAAACCUCCAGAUGAACCAGCAUUUACUUACCAGCUGAAGGCCGUGCCAUUGAAGUUUGUCAAGGAGUUGAAGGACAUUGUGCUACAAGAAGCAGAGUCUGUUGGCUCUUCAGCAAUUUUCGAGUGCCUUAUUUCACCCUCUACUGCUAUUACUACCUGGAUGAAGGAUGGCAGCAACCUGAGAGAAAGUCCUAAACAUAAGUUCAUUUCUGAUGGCAAAGACAGGAAACUUCAUAUUAUUGAUGUGCAGCUUUCGGACACUGGAGAAUACACCUGUGUAGCAAAACUUGGCAACAAGGAAAAGACGUCUACAGCCAAACUUAUUGUUGAAGAAUUGCCUGUUAAAUUUGUAAAAACUCUGGAAGAGGAGGUCACUGUCGUCAAAACGCAGCCUAUGUAUCUGAGCUGUGAACUUAAUAAAGACAAAGAUGUAGUCUGGACAAAGGAUGGCAAGAAGCUCAGUGAGACUUCACCUGGCAGAUACCAAACAAAUAUUAUUGGAUUAAACCGUACUCUAACUAUCGUGGCUGCAGAUGAUAUGGAUGCUGGAGUAUACACUUGUACCGUAGAAAGUGCUAACAUCAAAUGCUCCUCAAAUGUCAAAGUAGUUGAGGUAAUUCGUGACUGGUUGGUCAAGCCUAUUCGUGACCAACAUGUCAAACCCAAAAACACAGCAACCUUUGUGGCAGAUAUUGUUAAGGACACACCAAACAUCAAAUGGUACAAAGGAGAAGAGGAGAUUCCACUAGAACCAAAUGAUAAAACUGAGCUGAAGAAAGAGGACAAUAAAAUAUAUCUGAUUAUCAAAAAUGCUGGCCCAGAUGAU
Molecule: messenger RNA, 1352 nt
Organism: Staurois parvus
Lineage: Eukaryota; Metazoa; Chordata; Amphibia; Anura; Ranidae
Source: the annotation of a GenBank genome assembly